Osmia bicornis bicornis is the source of this 3387-nucleotide messenger RNA. RefSeq names its product phosphatidylinositol 5-phosphate 4-kinase type-2 alpha (gene PIP4K). The transcript is spliced from 9 exons. The record is from RefSeq and is a predicted model, not a curated record. The coding region runs from base 200 to 1678 and encodes 492 amino acids. Lineage: Eukaryota; Metazoa; Arthropoda; Insecta; Hymenoptera; Megachilidae. Gene Ontology annotation, molecular function: phosphatidylinositol kinase activity. Gene Ontology annotation, biological process: phosphatidylinositol metabolic process.
UCAGUCGCUAAUCAACCGCGGUCAGGUACAGUGGGGUACUCGCGGUGAUUGUAACAUCGCAGUUGCGACUUUUUUGCGCGUUUAAGUCUCGACGUACGAGGCAAUUUACAAUGACGACAAUGUAAAGAAGUUAUACUUUUCGUUAAGUGUAACAAAAGUGUUAAUAGGAGUGAUCGAAGUAGACAUCAACGCGAGUAACAUGUCCAGUGCACCGCAAAUGUCUAGUGGGCUUAGUAAGCUCAAAAAGAAACAUUUUCGAGUCAAACAUCAAAAAGUUAAGCUGUUUCGUGCAAAUGAACCUCUUCUCAGUGUUUUUAUGUGGGGUGUCAAUCACACGAUAAAUGAGCUUAGUCAUGUUAAUAUACCAGUAAUGCUCCUGCCAGAUGAUUUCAGAGCUUACAGCAAGUUAAAAGUGGAUAAUCAUCUUUUUAACAAAGAAAAUAUGCCAUCUCACUUUAAGAUCAAAGAAUAUUGUCCAUUAGUAUUCAGAAAUUUACGAGAAAGAUUUGGUAUAGAUGACUUGGACUAUAAGGAAUCAAUGACAAGAUGUCGGGCAUUUAAUCCUUCGCGAACAGAGAGGCAUUGGAAUUUGGCUGGGAGUGGAAAGACUCGUGAAUUGGUUCACCGUUCUGCUACUGCUCCUUCGAUAACCCUCUCUCCUUCUAUUAUUUCUCAGAUCCCAGUCCUAAAUAAGCCACUACGUUCCUACAGUUUUAAACCAAAACGUCUGAGAUCGCAACCGAUAUUGGAUGACUCUUCUGGAAAAAGUGGUGCAAAAUUUUACCAAUCUUACGAUAAAUUGUUCAUUAUUAAAACUCUUACGAGCGAAGAGGUAGAAAGAAUGCAUUCAUUUUUGAAGCACUAUCAUCCGUAUAUUGUAGAAAGACAUGGAAAAACUUUGUUACCUCAAUAUCUUGGCAUGUAUCGCUUGACGGUAGACGGAGUCGAACAUUAUGUCGUUGCUAUAAGAAAUGUAUUUUCAAAUCAUUUAACGACUCAUAAGAAAUUUGAUUUAAAAGGCUCAACAGUUGAUCGUGAAGCAUCUGACAAAGAAAAAGAAAAAGAUCUGCCUACUUAUAAAGAUAAUGACUUUGUUAAGGAGGGAAUGAAAAUUUAUAUCGGCGAAGAAGCGAAAGCUAAACUUAUAGAAACGUUAACUGCUGAUGUUGAUUUCUUAACGCGGUUGCACUUAAUGGAUUAUUCCUUAUUACUUGGAUUACAUGAUUGUGCACGAGCUGAACAAGAGAACAGAGAACGUGCUGAAAGAGAAGAAGAGGAGGAUAAUCACGAAGAGGAAGAUGAUAGUGAAUCGGGUAGCGGACUUGAUUCACGAGGUCCAAUAGGAGACCGUUUAUGGGGUUGGAGUGGUGUUGCUGGUAUGGCAACACCUCCUGAAUCACCACAUGCCGCGUUGAUGCGCGACACAAGUUUACAAUAUGAAGAUGCAAUAAUUCCUGAAUUAGAUAUUUAUGCAAUUCCCAGUAAAGAAGGUGCACCUACAAAAGAAAUUUAUUUUUUAGCCAUAAUCGAUGUGCUGACUCAUUAUGGUGUUCGUAAACAAGCAGCAAAGGCAGCUAAAACAGUGAAAUAUGGUGCUAAUGUUGAUGGUAUAUCAACCUGUGAUCCAGAACAAUAUGGCAAGCGAUUUAUAGAAUUCAUGAGCAAAGCUAUAGAAUAAACCCGUUGUUUGUUGUUGUUAGGCUUGUACAUUUGGACCGCUCGUUCGAAAGUCGUGAUAUAAUACUGUCGCUUUUAUUAUAUUUACGUUUAGUGCAUUGAAUAUGUGUUCUUUGCACUUUGAUGUUUGACUACAAAGAGUUUUACUUGGUACGUUAGUACUGUUCUAUUACGUGUCUCAGUAUUUCUUAUGACAUUUAUAUUGGAGUUAGACGCGUUGCGAGUGGUUGAAUUUUGCGAAUUACCACUUCAAAGGAACCGAUGAAAAAUUUCUUUUCAAAGGAAUGUUUAUUAAUAUUUACGACCAGUGACAUAUUUUCUCAGUAUUCAUUAACAAUUUUUAUAUAAACAUAAUUGUUAAAUAUUGUGGUUCUCUUGUGUUCUCUAUGUUUCAGUAACUUGAUUUGUACUUUCAAAACACGAAACUUUUAUUUACGUGCAUUAUGUGUACAGGCAGAAAUACAUGAAAGUUUCAUAAGAUAUCAGAAGAAUUUGUUUCAUAAAGAGAUUCUCGAUAUUCUACUCAUGGGUAUGCUUCGUAUUCAUAUUUGCCGAUAUGUUUAUUGUUUCGCUGUAUUCAACUUGGCAUAUGAGUGACGUUGAAGAAACUACAUUGUCGUACUAUUAUGUCGUACAUUGUUGUUGGUACACAUAAUGUGCUUUGAAAACUACGUUGAUUACCGUCAUUUGACAGUAAAUAAUAUAUAGUACGCUAGUUUACUGGGAAAUAUUAAAAUUAAUGUUGAUGUUACAUAUGAUAAUCUCAAGCGAGACACAGUCCGAGUGUUUCGUUAACGAAGCCUACAUCUAUCGUAAAAACUCUCUCUGAUUUCAUUAAAGCAUAUUAUGAUGCUUCUACUGUCUGUGGUAUUAUCUGAAAUGUUUAAAUAUUCGAAUAUUAGAAUGUAACUGCUAUUACAAUGAAAAUUCUCAUUUUGAUAGGUCUAAACAGAGGAGAGAAAUUAUAUUAUACGUGCAAGAAAGAGGUACUAUAUAAUAAGAGCUUCAAACUUUAAAAAUUACGAGUGAAUGUUAAAGUCUGUAUAUGUCAGCUCUUCGGUUAUUUCAGUUACCGCGAGUCGGUGUUCAGAUCAUCGAUUCGCUUAGUUCGUGAAGUAUAUUUGCAGGGAACAAAGCGAGUCGUAUGUAUUAUGCACGAUUCAUGUCUCCUUUAAUUCAUAAAGUGCUCAAAGUUAACGAAUGGAUUUUCAUUAUAGAAUUUAAGAAAAAGAACAAAAAAUGACUUAUAUUCUUCUUCGACACAUUGAGGAUGGUAUGCCAGUUUGUUCUACUCUUAGAGAGGUACGAUUAAAAGUAUUGGUCAUAUUGAUUUUUCAGCGCAAAAAUAAAGGGACGUCUGUACUGCGUUGACAAUACGUAAAUUUUUGUAACAAUAUAUAAAAUCUUUAAUCGUACACGAUUCUCAAUGUGUUAGAAUUUUGGCGCAAUCAGUUGCACAAGAAGUCGCUUCACAAUUUCGAUGCAGGACAAUUUAAUUAACAUAGCUUGACUUUUUUAUUUCACAAACUUGUAUUGCAACAAACUAGCUUCUAACGAACAAUAUUCUAAGAUCAUACACCCUUUUUACUAUGGGUAGAAAAAGAGGGAGAAUGCAUCGUUGCAUAACACUCUAUCUUUAAAUAAUCUAAUAAUCGAUUUUUUAUAAUUUGUUAAAACUGAUUAUAAUAUAACGACUAAUUACUUUACUAA